AUGGUUAGUAAUGAGUAUAUUAAGAGAGAAGAGGCCAAACCAUCUUCAUCAUUAUUCCCUAAACUUAAACCUAACGUAACGAUGAACAAUCCAUCUCCUCUACUUGGUUUCUCAAUUGAUCACCGUCUCAAGGAAGAAGAACAAGACACGAAGGACUUGACGAUCAACGUCGAGACAGAGAUACACAAAGAACAUGAGUUCGGUCCAAUAAAGAGUUCAUUCUCCUUCUCACCACACAAAUUCUUCGAGGAAGACGAACCAUGGAAGAAACAAGAACUUUACUUUUUCCUAUUAGGUGUUGGAAUCGAAGAGGAUGAUGCUAGAUUCAUGAUGAUCAACAUGACUUUGUACGUCUUGAGAUGUAUGGACGACGGCUUAAGAGGAGUUUUGACAUUGUUGUUGAAUGUACAGUUCCCUUCCAUCGAACCAAUUCAUUCCGAACCCUAGUACGUACGAUUGAAGGAAGAGUUUCUUGGGCAUGAAGCAAAUACAAUAUUAGUGUUCUCUGUUUCUCUAUGUACGUACCAAUGGAUCUGCUUGUCCAAGAUCCCAACCUCAUGGGUCUUCUUAACCUUCUUAUCUCAAAAUUAUGUAACUUUUCACUUUCCUAAUUGAAAAAGUUGUUUUUUUUCAGAAAUUUAGGGAUAAGAUUUGCAAUUUUUUCACAUGAAACAGAGUUAGAGAAACUACUUAUUUUUAGGUUACCAUAACACAGACUUCUCCUUUACACUAAUUAAUCAGACCAUUCUUAAGGUUAAAACAGAGAGCUUACAAGGACGUAACAAUCUAGAAACCGCACUAAACAAACCACUGUAGAAGCGGAGGGCUUAAACAAAGCCAUUGCAGUAAUGUUAUCAUCAGCCAGCUAAAACACAAACUUUAUAAAGAAACCCUAAUAAUACCCUAAACUCCUAGCUAAAUACCAAACCGACAAAA
This is a messenger RNA of Capsella rubella, 936 nucleotides long. RefSeq lists its product as uncharacterized. The transcript is spliced from 2 exons. The coding region runs from base 1 to 447 and encodes 148 amino acids. The record is from RefSeq and is a predicted model, not a curated record. NCBI's taxonomy places the organism in Eukaryota, Viridiplantae, Streptophyta, Magnoliopsida, Brassicales, Brassicaceae.